Falco peregrinus (peregrine falcon) is the source of this 2499-nucleotide messenger RNA. RefSeq names its product aldehyde dehydrogenase 9 family member A1 (gene ALDH9A1). NCBI's taxonomy places the organism in Eukaryota, Metazoa, Chordata, Aves, Falconiformes, Falconidae. The transcript is spliced from 11 exons. Gene Ontology annotation, molecular function: aminobutyraldehyde dehydrogenase (NAD+) activity; 4-trimethylammoniobutyraldehyde dehydrogenase (NAD+) activity. The record is from RefSeq and is a predicted model, not a curated record. Bases 120 to 1676 code for a protein of 518 amino acids.
AAAGGUGCCAGUGGGAACUGCGUCUCCACGGUGGGGGGUUACGUGUCGCCUCUACGGCCUUUACCCUCUUCCCGUGGGGUUUUCCCGACUCCACCGCAGCCUUCCCGGCGGCCCAGCUCAUGCUGGUGCGGUCCCGCUUGGCGAACCUCCUGCCCCGCCUGUGUGUACUCCGUCCCGGCCUCGCCAUGAGCAGCGCUACCGGUACCCUCACCGUUAACCAGCCCCUCAACUACCGAGCGGGCUCCCGCGUUCAGCCUGCCGACGGCGGCCAGGCUGAGGAGGUGUAUGAACCGGCCACAGGUCGCGUGAUAUGCAAGCUGCUCUCCUCUGGGGAGAAGGAGGUUGAUCUGGCUGUGCAGAGUGCAAAGGCUGCCUUUAAAAUAUGGAGUCAGAUGUCUGGCAUGGAGCGAAGCAGGGUGCUGCUGGAGGCUGCUAGGAUUAUUCGGGAGCAGAGAGAAGAAAUUGCCACCUUGGAAACCAUCAACAAUGGGAAAUCCAUCUUUGAAGCCAGAGUGGACAUUGACAUAUCCUGGCAGUGCCUGGAGUAUUAUGCAGGACUGGCAGGAUCUCUAGCUGGUGAACACAUCCAGCUUCCUGGGGGAUCCUUUGGGUACACUCGGAGAGAGCCCCUUGGGGUGUGUGUUGGAAUUGGAGCCUGGAAUUACCCUUUCCAGAUUGCCUGCUGGAAGUCUGCCCCAGCUUUGGCUUGUGGCAAUGCGAUGGUCUUCAAGCCUUCUCCCUUCACCCCCAUUUCAGUGGUGAAGCUGGCAGAGAUUUUCACAGAGGCCGGUGUGCCCAAGGGGCUCUUCAAUGUGGUGCAGGGUGGGGCAACCACAGGCCAGUUUCUCUGUCAUCACCCAGAUGUGGCUAAAAUCUCUUUCACUGGCAGCGUGCCGACUGGUGUCAAGAUCAUGGAGAUGGCAGCUAAAGGGAUCAAACCAGUCACCCUGGAGCUGGGGGGCAAAUCCCCCCUUAUCAUCUUUUCCGACUGUGCUUUGGAGAAUGCUGUGAAUGGAGCCCUCAUGGCCAACUUCCUUACGCAGGGUGAGGUGUGCUGCAAUGGCACACGUGUGUUUGUGGAGAGGAAGAUAUUGGAUGUCUUCACAAAGGAGGUGGUGAAACGCACCCAGAAAAUCAAAGUUGGAGACCCACUUCUGGAAGACACACGGAUGGGAGCCCUCAUCAACCGGCCCCACCUGAAUCGUGUCCAGGGCUUUAUCAAGCAGGCAAAGGAGCAGGGGGCAGAGGUGCUGUGUGGUGGGGACCUGUAUGUGCCAGAUGACCCGAAGCUGAAGAAUGGCUACUACAUGCGACCCUGUGUGUUAGGGAACUGCAGAGAUGACAUGACAUGUGUGAAGGAAGAGAUCUUUGGGCCUGUCAUGUCCAUCCUACCAUUUGACACUGAGGAGGAGGUUAUAGAGAGAGCCAACGCUACUAAAUUUGGCCUGGCAGGUGGUGUCUUCACCAGGGAUAUCCAGAAGGCUCAUAGGGUAGUGGCUGCUCUCAAGGCCGGGAUGUGCUUCAUUAACAACUACAACAUCAGCCCUGUGGAGCUGCCUUUUGGAGGAUACAAGUCAUCAGGAUUUGGCAGAGAAAACGGGCGGGCAGCCAUUGAGUACUACUCACAGCUGAAGACUGUCUGCGUGGAGAUGGGUGAUGUGGAAUCUGUAUUUUAGUGGGUCUGGGUCCUGCGCAAGGGAGCAUCAGCCAGCUCUUGCCCAUCAGCCAGAGAGGUGGAUCACUUCCACAGCAAUAAAGUGCUCUAAAAUUCUAAGUGCCUGGAGGGAGACAGGGCUGGAGCAGCAUUUAGCCACCCUGCUCCUGCAAGGGGGAAAGGCAUGCACAGGGCUCAGCCUGUGGGCCUGCUCUGUCCUGUCUGGUGGAAGAUGGGAACCAUGGAGUAGGAGGCAGCAAUAUAGUUUUCCAGCUGCAGCUUGUGCAGCUACGUAGGUGUUACUAUAGGCUUGUCAGUGGCAGAGGCCUGGCCCAGGCUGCUUCUCCUGCUGCAUGCCUUGAACCCCAUUGCCUUCCACCCUCGGUCAACUUCUGUUUUGGCUUCUUAACAGAAUGCACAUACAAGCUCUUGGACGCACUCAUGUCCUGUAGCCAUAGGCUGUGUCUAUGACUACAUAAAACCUUUAGGGUAGGAUUGUUUGUUCCUUUUAGUCCCCUUAUAAACACAAAUCUUGUUUUUUUCUAUCUGUACCUCUCUUCCAACAUGGAACAAAAUAUUGUGGGGAGGGUUAGCUGAUGCUCAUAAUUCUACACUGCCUGGAACAGGCACGGUCCUGAGAAUCAUCGCCACACACAGAGUAUGGAGCACAGCCAAAGUGGUAGCAGGCUCCACCACAGGAUAGAAGGCCGCUACUCUUAAGCAAAAGCUAUUUGAUUUUUUUCCUAUAGGCCUACUGUUCUUUAUAAACAUGAUACAGCAACAACUUUUUAAUGUUUACCUACAUCUUUUUUCAGCAAUCAAAUAAAUGUUAACUCUGUUUGGAA